Messenger RNA from Guyanagaster necrorhizus, 3480 nucleotides. Its product is annotated as P-loop containing nucleoside triphosphate hydrolase protein. Gene Ontology annotation, molecular function: ATP binding; ABC-type transporter activity; ATP hydrolysis activity. The record is from RefSeq and is a predicted model, not a curated record. Gene Ontology annotation, cellular component: membrane. NCBI's taxonomy places the organism in Eukaryota, Fungi, Basidiomycota, Agaricomycetes, Agaricales, Physalacriaceae. The transcript is spliced from 14 exons. The coding region runs from base 1 to 3480 and encodes 1159 amino acids. Gene Ontology annotation, biological process: transmembrane transport.
AUGAAAUCUGACUGGUACCUCACCGACACGCACCAAGAAAAGCUGUCUUUUUCUGCUGUCGCACCUGUGGAUGUGCAGAUAAGGCAGCUUUCGGUAGUGGUGCGGAGGGAGCGUCAGGGCUGGUUUGCAAAGAAGGAGGCUGUAGACGAAGAGGCGGGCCUAUCAAAGAAUCUGUUGACCCAGAUUGAUGCGGAUUUUCCUCGUGCAAGUUUGACUGGGAUUAUUGGCAGCAGUGGUAGCAGCAAAACUACGCUAUUGAAUGUCUUGUUGCGGCGAAUCAACUCGCCAUCUAUCUCUAGCAUCACCCACGCCUAUGUUACUCAAACCGACAUCCUCCUACCCACCCUUACCGUACGCGAAACCCUUAUGUAUGCGGCUGAUCUUCGUCUUCCGGCUUCAAUUACAAGUAAAAAACGCGCCCAGCUCGUUGAAGAGAUCAUUCUUGAACUUGGACUGAAGGAGUGCGCCAACACUCCCGUCGGGGAUGGAUUUCGCCGCAAAGGGUGCUCAGGUGGGGAACGGAGGCGAGUUAGCCUGGGUGUUCAACUCCUCGGAAACCCGUCCGUACUCUUUCUGGAUGAACCGACGACUGGGCUGGACGCCACCAGUGCAUUUCAAUUAGUGAAGACUCUGCAAAGCAUGGCAAAGAAGGGCAGAACCAUUAUCAUGACGUUGCAUCAACCUCGUUCCGAGGCCUUCUUCAUGCUUGAUAGAGUGACGCUGCUGUCGCAAGGACAUACUCUUUACGCCGGACCUGUUGCAGAUGCUGUCCCGUGGUUCGAAGGUCACUUGAAUCCAAUUAGCCCUCAUGUCAAUCCCGCCGACUACCUCAUUGAUGCUGCAGCGAUCGAUGUCCGGACCUCAGAGAGCGAGGAGGCAGCUCGAGCCCGUGUCAACAGGCUUAUCAGCGCGUGGCAAGAAGAAUCUGUCAAAAAAUACGAAACGGGUUCGAUGUCGACCUUGAUACCUCCGCCUACCCUAUCUGAUUAUCGCAAGGCGCCCAUGUCGCGGACAGUGACAAGUUUCCGAGACCCACUAGGGAUGACAACGUCAUGGAUUGAGGCGGUCUUGAUGGGUGUGGUCGUCGGCUUGGUAUUUUUGCAACUACCAGAUUCGAUAGCGGCGCUAUAUACUGCAGUCGGACUUCAGGGGUAUUUGAUGGUCAUCUAUGAAGUUUAUCGUUUGACCAUCAUAGAACUGCCUGUGUUCGAUAGGGAGCAUGGUGAAGGGAUUGUUGGGGUCUUACCUUGGAUUCUCAGCUACCGCCUUGCUCACGUAUUAUUGGAGGACAUAAUCGUCUCCCUCAUUUUCUCCGCGAUAUCGUAUUUUAUGAUUGGAUUUGCGCCCUCGGUCUCACGAUUCCUCUUCUACUUUGCGAUCAGCCUGCUCAAUCACUAUAUCUCGGUGCUGUUCGCUGGUCUCUCAUCUGCUAUUUCCCGGAAUUUUGCAACUGCAACUCUAAUUGCAAACCUGGCGUACACCGCCUAUACCUUCACUUGUGGCUUUUUUAUACAAGCAAAUUCUAUACCCAUAUAUCUGCGUUGGAUAAAAUGGAUAUCACAGUUGUUCUAUGCAUUUACUGCGCUGGUUAAUAACGAAUUCAAGGAUCGGUUUUUUGACUGUCCGUCUGGCGACGCACGGACAGAUCCCAACUGCAUCACUUACCUUCCACGGCAGGACUGGGCGACUAUUCCGGUCGCUGCUAUGCUUGGCUUUGCCAUUCUCUAUCUCAUCCUUCAGAUCCUUCUCUUGUCCAUGAUCAAAAUCGACAUCACAGUCCUAGGAACCAAACGCGCGGCCGAUGAACCCAAGCAGAAGAAAAUCAAAGUCAUUAGCCGGGAAGCUAACGGGGUGGCAGGCGUAGACAUAGAUCUUAUUGAUUACAAUCUACAGAUCCGCAUACGAGGAGGAAAACGCCUUGAAGUCCUGCAGGGUAUCAAUACUUGCUUCGAAGCAGGCAAGAUCAACGUCAUCCUCGGUCCCUCAGGCAGUGGGAAAUCCUCAUUGCUGAAUUUGAUGGCGCAACGACUCCAGUCCACUUCACGGACGACAUACAUCGCAGAAGGAGAUCUAGCGCUGAACGGCGUUGUUGCAAGCGGGGAUGUUGUACGUGCGCUCUGUUCAUAUGUGAUGCAAGAUGACGCAGCUCUCCUUCCCUAUCGCACCGUUCGGGAGGUGCUCCGAUUCGCUGCUGGGUUGAGACUGCCCGGGUGGAUGUCCAGGGAGGAGAAGAGGCAGAAGGCGGAUGAAGUGAUGCAUAAAAUGGGGUUGAAGGACUGUGCGGAUACGCUGGUUGGGAGUGAGCUUUCCAAAGGCAUCUCAGGUGGGGAGAAGAGAAGGGUCAGUAUUGCUAUCCAGGUGCUUACAGAGCCUCAGGUGUUGAUGCUUGAUGAACCUACAUCAGGACUGGACGCGUUCACGGCUGCAUCAAUCAUGGAUAGCUCAUCCGAGCUGUUCAAGAAUUUUGGCAAUGUACUCCUUUUAACUAAGGGAGGGAGGGUGGCGUACUCAGGGUCUGCCUGUGAUAUGCUCGAUUACAUGGCGACUAUUGGUUUCAAGUUCCCUUCGACAAUGAACCCGGCCGAUUUUGCUCUGGAUGUAGUCUCUGUAGAUUUGCGUGAGGCCGAGAAAGAGGAGCUCAGUCGGGCCAAGGUGGAUAGGCUUGUUGAGGCUUUCCGAGAGCUAGCGCCCAAGGUCGAAGAUCACAAGAAGACAUCAGGUCUUUCUUUGGACUUGAAGAAGCAUGAAAAGAACAUGUCAUCACUUACGACGUCAUUACCUAUACUUCUGAAGCGUGGAUAUCUGGCAUUCAUUCGUCAGAAAGCAGUUCCGGAAGCAAGGUUGGGGAACGUCCUAGGACUUGGGAUCGUUUUGAGUCUCUUCUAUUCUCCGAUUGGGCACAACUAUAUCAGUAUACAGAAUCGUGUUGGCUGUAUCCAGGAGAUCCUUCCUUUGUAUUUUGUCGGAAUGCUGCAGAAUAUCUCUGUCUAUCCUGUUGAAAGGGAUAUUUUCUACAGGGAAUACGAUGACGGAGCUUACUCUAUUGAGUCGUUCUUCAUUGCAUAUGUUCUUUUAGAACUUCCCUGCGAGAUUAUAUCUUGCUUGAUGUUUUCCGUGUUAACGGCUAUCGCGACCGAUCUCCGCCGGACAGUCGGCCUGAUGAGCUUGGAUAUGCCCGAGUUUCUCAAGAGGUUGAACAAACUCUCACCCCUUGGCUACGCGGUGCGAAAUAUAAUGCCAUACGCGUUCCGUGGACAGGUAUUCUCGUGCGACGAUGAUCAGCGGCUUGCCGAUGGCACUUGCGCCGUUAGUUCCGGGGAGCAGGUGUUAGAUAUGUUUGAGUUCGGAGGCAUCAACGCACCACUUAAUCUUGGUGUUAUUGUUGUUGCGAUGGUAUUGUAUCGUCUUCUAGCAUAUGUGGUGCUGAAGUUAUUGAAAGCAAAGUUUAAAAUAGGGAAACGGCACAAGUCGAGGAAGUAG